CCUGCAAGUAAAUCAAGUAAAUUCACCACUUUUUAACAAAUCUUUCAGUUAAUUUCUGUGGUGAUUUGGUAGUGGUGAACUCAGUGUUUUUCAUAAUAACAAUUUAUUCGUUGUCAUUAAAGAGUAAACCGUCAUGGCGAACCUGAAGUCGGAUUUAGACGAGUAUUUGCUUCAAAAUGAGAACCGUCGAAGUUACAAAAUUAGUUUACCAUUCUCUACUCCCAGUUUCUUCUCCCGAAGCAAUGAAGAAACGCCUACGAGUAGUUCUAGUAGUGGAAGCUGGUUUCAAGAAGUGCAAAAAGAGUAUUUCACAUUAACUCGCACACAAAGGUUCAUGGGUUUCGGAGUAUGCCUUUUCUUCGGUAUCCUGUGCUUCAUCCUGUCAUUCCUCUACAUUCCCAUACUGAUACUGCAGGCGCGGAAGUUUGCGCUCCUCUUCACACUCGGAAGCUUGUUCUUCAUACUAAGCUUCAGCUUCCUCUAUGGGCCCUGGUCUCACUUGAAGUCACUCUUCUCAAAGGAGCGAGCCCUCACAACCCUGCUGUACGGCUCUACGCUAAUAGCAACACUGUACUGUGCACUGCAUCUACAAAGCACGCCACUUACUAUUGUCUGUGCUGUGCUGCAAGUGAUAGCUCUACUCUGGAUGAUGAUGGGCUCCAUCCCGGGAGGCUCCACGGGUGCUAGGUUCUUCGGAAGCAUGUUUAAGUCAUCAGUGUCCAGUACACUGCCAAUAUAACAAAUGAGUGAUGUGUUGUUAUUGUGUAUGUGUAUUAUAGGGGUAUUUACUGCUAGCUUUAAUUACGAGACAUGUCUACAUGCACUAUGUUUGUAAGCUAUUCAGACACACUGAACAAGUGCAUACGGAAUUUGUUGGACAACUAAUUCAUUUUUAAACUGAACUGGUACUAUUUACUGGUAUACUAUCAUCAUGAAUUAUUUAACGUUAUGACUUAUGACAUGCAGUGGCGUAGCUAGGCGUGGGCGAAGUGGGCCGUCGCCGUAAAAGGGCGCCAUUCGGGCACAGUAAAAGAAAGGGCCUCUGCGCUGACGCUGCUUCGCCCACGGCUAGAUUAGUUCACACUACGCCACUGAAGACAUGUGAGGCUCAGUAAAUGCGACCUAAUGAUGAGGCGAGACAAGUUUCAGUUCUCAUUUAUAUUUGAAAUUGCUGUCUGUUAAGCGGCUCUAGCACAAUAAAAGGUGAUAAACUAUAUUGAAAUUUGGGGAAGGGAUUCCUAUUAGAAUAAUACUUAAUGAUAGUAUGAGUAAUGACUCUGGCGCCUAAACUUCAAUGUAAUAUGACUGCCUUGUGACUUUUUUAUACAACUUAUUUUCAUAAUUUUCGAAAAUUUGACUUUAAAAAUAUGCUCAAGCAGCUUGUAGCUAGGUCUGUAUACACAAUUGUGAUAGGAUAAAUAUGUAACCAAUGAUUAACUUUUAAAUUAAUUUUGUAUCAUGCAGAAACGUCUGCGAACAAUGCUGUUAAGCUUAGAAACAAAUUAAAAGUGGAAAAAUUCACUGGGUGGGACUUGAAUCCACAACCUCCGGAUGACAAGACAGUUAAUUUUUCCACUUUCAAUUUGUUUCUAAACUUAUUAACUUUUAGUUAUUAAACUUUGAUUUAAUUAUUUAUUAUUCUUGCCUAUGAAUUUAUUUUAUUUUCAAGUUAAUGUCGGCAUAAAUUGUGCCUAGUGAAGGUUUUUUUUAUUAGUGUUCGUUAAAGCCCUAUUUAGACGAAGCGAGAACUCGCAUGCGAGUUUCAUUACAUUGUGGUUUUUGUUCGGUCAGUUGAAUUGGACGUAACCAACAGUACGCAAUGUAACUAAAAUCGCAUGCGAGUUCGCACGCCGUCUAAAUCAGCCCUUGGUGUAUCUAUUAUCUGUCAACAUACCUACUAAGCAUGUACUGUUAAGGCGCUAUUCCACUAGUGUGCGUCUGAAGCAUUAGGUUCAAACUGGACCUCGCGGGCGCUCUCGUCUCCGCUCGGCUCAGCGUUACUAUGAGAAAUUAUUAGGGUUGGCUAAACUUGACGUUCCUUUGCGUGCCCAUUGGUACACAAGCACGGUAUAUGUGAUAAUCAGUUAAAAUUUGACAACCCUAAUUAGCCGAAAGGGAUACCAUGCAUUAGACGCCAUACAUUAGAAAGGCACAGCAUGAUUCGUCCCUGAAUUGCUGUCAAACUUCGGUUUUUUAGGAAGAGGAAGUUUAAUUUCUGUACAAGUAAUAUGUACUAUUAUUCUGUGGCACAAGCUUUUUUGUACUGAUUAUGCUUGUGCCGCACACUGGUGGAAAACGAGACAUUUUGACCAUACGUUACGAAGCAAUCGCGAUAAGGCCUCUACAAACCUUUCGAGACAAGUAUCGCAACCCGAUAUGUCGCAAGCGAAGUUAUUAAGCACGCGGUUAUCAGCUGAUGCAUUAUUUUUGUUCAAUGCUUAAAUAUAAUUUUCGUUUGUAAAUUUUUAUCAUUAUAAUUAAUGGAUUAUUUAGAAUGUAUCUUUUAAGCCAAGCGCGCACCACGAUUUUUUGUCGCGCGAUAAUUUAGUCGCAGAAAUGUAACGUAUGGGUUUAUUUUAUAUGGCGGUGCGCGCAUAUGCGACAAAAAAAUCGCAGCGAUUUUAAAAUUGUGAUUUGUUACAUUUUUCCGCGACAGCGCGCGACGCGAUUGUCGCAAAGUGAAUUGCAGCAUACGAAGCUGUAUGGCCCCGCGCGCACUGCGAUAAUAAAAUCGCAGCCGGGACCUCAGUCGGCAUUUCGCUCUCCAAGCGUCAACAUAUCGGAACCUGCUUUUCCAAUGGAGUUACAAGAUGAGACGCUAGAUGUUGACCGUUUAAUUAUAGAAAUAGAAGGAGAUCACCUUUGUGGUAUAAAUACUCAGUCAUACAGCGAUUGCAUAUUGUUUCACGACAAGCGACUGGCACGACAUCCAUGUCGAGAAUGAACAAAUCGUCGACUUUUUCAUCGCAGUGCGCGCACUGAAUUUUCUGCGAUAAAUUACAGCGCGAUUGUAAAAUCGUGUCGCAAAAAUUAAAAUCGUGGUGCGCGCUUGGCGUUACUUCUUAAUUAGAGGUUAAUAAAAACAUAGGUAACAGAAAAUAACAUCGUGAAACGUAACGUUAAUUUAAGUAGAUGUUGGCGGGAUGCUUGAGGGGCGUGGCCAAGAUAUGCAUGCGAUUUGCGUUACAUUGCAGGAUUUGAUCGACCGAUUGAAUUCGUUGCACUUACUUAAAUGUUUCACACACUUAAUUCAAUUGUCCUAACAAUGAUCCCGAAAAAAACAUUCCUAGUUAGUGCAGUCAAAUUCUUAAUAAACGCGGUAACACCUUUAGAAUUCAGGAAUUUAAACGUGGUCAUGCAAUAAAUACAUAAACAAAAAUAGGAUUCUUAAUUAAGUAAGACCUGUAAAGCAUUGAGACGGCAAUGAUGUAAAAUCGCAUGCGAUUUGAUACAAGGUCUGCAGAGCCCUUUGUACAUCUACUUCGCAAAUCGGGGCCUUAGAGAUAAAAAAAAAAAUCUAUGCACAACUUUAGUAGGUACCUACUUUUCUAAUUUGUAAGAUUUUAUACCUUUGCAUAGGAAGCUCGUGUCUUAUCAGAAAUGGUUGUUAUAUAAAAAUAUUAGAAUUGACCUGAUUUGGGAAAUUUGGAUUCAUACCUAUCCAAGAUAAAUCAAAUAAUUUGUUAAAUAAACGAUUAUAGAAAUA
Molecule: messenger RNA, 3706 nt
Organism: Cydia fagiglandana
Lineage: Eukaryota; Metazoa; Arthropoda; Insecta; Lepidoptera; Tortricidae
Exons: 4
Coding region: 134-739 (201 amino acids)
Biological process (GO): vesicle-mediated transport
Cellular component (GO): membrane
Source: RefSeq, a predicted model, not a curated record